CGAAACGUUUCCUCAAAAUAGCAUGGUGGUCAGAAUCAAAUUGACGACCAGAUGAAGCUGUCGAGCCUGGCGAGUCGGUGUCGAUCGUGGUCCGAGCUCAAGGCGCACGUCGUGUUCGAGGUCAAGGUUCUUCUCUUGGAGUGGAAAGCCUUGCUCUUUGGCUUAGCGUGGCAAUACAUCCACAACAUCUUCCACAACACGGCAUACUGGAUGCAAUCCAAGUUAUCUCUUGCACAGCGCAUGCCUCUCUAUGAUCUCGGGUUUGAGCUCCUACCUGAACUCACGGAAUCGGAAGCCCAUGUGUCCGAGUAUUUGGUGUUUGGAGGGAUUUUCGGGCCCAGCAUUCUCCUGUUUGUGAGCGUGUUGGUGAUCAAACCGUCAUCGCCGUCGGCGCCGCCUCGCUUCUUCUCCCUCAUUGCCAAGCGCGUGUUGCUUCAAACGGCGCUGUGCUUGAUGCUGCGGUGCAUUUCGUUCAUGGUCACUUCGCUUCCUGGUCCCGCGGCGCAUUGCCGUCCAACGUUCAACCAAACGUGCAUCGACGCGUUUCCGAAUGACCCGUCCGCAUCGUUUCGAUGUGUCGUGCCCAACCCAGACUUUCAGCCCCCCAUGACCGCCGGUACCAUUUUCGGCCAUGUCGACGCCCUCAACGGGUGCGGCGACCUCAUGUUUAGCUCCCACACUACGUACACGUUGUCGAUGAUCCUGGCUGUGUGGAAAUACUGGCGCAGUGUCCCGCUCCUCGUCUUGAUGCUCGUACUUCAGAUCAUCACGGCCUUCUUUAUCGUGGCUGCGCGCAAGCACUAUUCGCUUGAUGUGAUUGCUGCCUUGUACGUGGUCCCGAUGGUCUGGUUUCUGCUGGAGGCGUACCACAAGGACCUGAACCAUGCCGACGCCGUGGUCUCCCGCGAGUCGAUUCAAAACGCAUACGGGUUAGACAUUCCCCACGAGUCGUCUCGACUGGAAUCGAACCAGGCAACCCUUGUCCAGUGCGAAAUGACCGCGUUCCACGAAGCCCAGACUCCCAUCGUCGUGCAGUCCUGAGCGAUCCCAUCGCCGAGUAUUCGCCUUACCCAUUAAUCCAUUCAUGUCUUUCAACCGUCCUCAGCGAAUGCGCCG
Messenger RNA from Aphanomyces invadans, 1116 nucleotides. RefSeq lists its product as hypothetical. Lineage: Eukaryota; Oomycota; Saprolegniomycetes; Saprolegniales; Verrucalvaceae. Gene Ontology annotation, cellular component: Golgi membrane; endoplasmic reticulum membrane. Gene Ontology annotation, biological process: ceramide biosynthetic process. The coding region runs from base 52 to 1041 and encodes 329 amino acids. The transcript is spliced from 4 exons. The record is from RefSeq and is a predicted model, not a curated record. Gene Ontology annotation, molecular function: sphingomyelin synthase activity; ceramide cholinephosphotransferase activity.